Microthlaspi erraticum is the source of this 1626-nucleotide messenger RNA. The record is from the annotation of a GenBank genome assembly. Lineage: Eukaryota; Viridiplantae; Streptophyta; Magnoliopsida; Brassicales; Brassicaceae.
AUGGAGAAAUCCGGCUACGGCAGAGACGGUAUUUACCGAUCACUUCGUCCAACGCUCGUUCUUCCCAAAGAUCCCAACACAUCGCUAGUCUCUUUCCUAUUCCGCAACUCCUCUUCGUACCCGUCAAAGCCUGCUCUCGUCGAUUCCGAUUCCGGCCAUUCCUUGACCUUCUCUCAGCUCAAAUCCGCCGUCUCUCGACUCGCCCACGGAUUUCUCCGCUUAGGAAUCCGUAAAAACGACGUCGUGUUGAUCUUCGCUCCCAAUUCUUACCAGUUCCCUCUCUGUUUCCUCGCCGUAUCUGCAAUCGGCGCCGUUUUCACCACCGCGAACCCUCUCUACACCACGAAUGAGGUUUCGAAGCAGGUCAAGGACUCGAAUCCGAAGAUUAUCAUCUCCGUCGAGCAAUUGUUCGACAAAAUCAAAGGUUUUAACCUCCCAAUCGUGCUGCUUGGAGAAUCCGUACAGAUUCCUGAAUCGAAUUCGAAGAUCCUCACUUUCAAUAACGUGAUGGAGCUUUCCGAUCCGGUUUCAGAUCUCCCGGUGGUUGAAAUCAAGCAAUCGGACACGGCGGCGCUGUUGUAUUCAUCGGGAACUACAGGGAUAAGCAAAGGCGUGGAAUUGACUCAUGGGAAUUUCAUCGCAGCUUCUUUGAUGGUGACGAUGGAUCAAGAUCUGAUGAGAGAGUACCACGGAGUGUUCUUGUGUUUCCUUCCCAUGUUCCAUGUGUUUGGGUUGGCUGUGAUUGUAUACUCUCAGCUUCAGAGAGGCAACGCUGUGAUCUCCAUGGCGAGAUUCGAGCUCGAGCCGCUUCUUAAGAACAUUGAAAAGUAUAGAGUCACUCAGCUCUGGGUUGUUCCUCCUGUGUUCCUCGCUCUUGCUAAGCAAAGCGUUGUGAAAAAGUAUGAUCUUUCUUCGCUUAAGUACAUUGGAUCAGGAGCUGCUCCUCUUGGGAAAGAUUUGAUGGAGGAGUGUGGUAAAAACAUCCCUAAUGUUUUGCUUAUGCAGGGCUAUGGAAUGACUGAAACGACUGGGAUUGUCUCUGUUGAGGAUCCGAGACUCGGGAAACGAAACUCUGGUUCAGCUGGGAUGCUUGCUCCAGGUGUUGAAGCUCAGAUAGUGAGUGUAGAAACUGGAAAAUCUCAACCUCCGAAUCAACUAGGUGAAAUUUGGGUGAGAGGGCCUAACAUGAUGAAAGGUUAUCUCAAUAACCCUCAGGCUACUAAAGAAACAAUAGAUAGAAAAGGUUGGGUACAUACUGGGGAUCUAGGUUACUUCAACGAAGAUGGUAACCUUUUUGUUGUUGAUCGAAUCAAAGAACUUAUCAAAUACAAAGGCUUCCAGGUUGCUCCAGCUGAGCUAGAAGGUCUUCUUGUAUCGCAUCCGGAAAUUCUAGACGCUGUCGUUAUCCCGUUUCCUGAUGAAGAAGCAGGUGAAGUUCCAAUUGCAUUUGUUGUUCGAUCACCGAAUAGUUCAAUAACAGAGGAAGUUAUUCAAAAGUUCAUAGCCAAACAGGUUGCUCCUUACAAAAGAUUACGACGAGUGAGCUUCAUUAGCAGUGUUCCAAAAUCAGCUGCUGGUAAAAUCUUGAGAAGGGAACUUGUCCAGCAAGUAAGAUCCAAGAUGUAA